CUUCAACACACCUCUUGAAAGAUAACGCAAUCCUGAACUAUGCAGAGCCAAGUGGUUGCUGUUUCAACAUUACUGUUUUUCUGUAUCCUGAUUUAUACUUUAAUUUGGAUCAGCAUUCAAGUAAAAUGGAUCAGUCUUCCAAGUUUUCAGGCAUUCAAUAAUCCUGAAAGGAAUUCAGAUUCAUUUUGGAAUGGUGGAGAAAAAUUCAAAGGAAAUCUUCUAACCGGGAAUGUGGUUAAUACGCCUUCACUCAAUUUGUCUCCUGAGAAAACCACGAAAGGAGCCUCGGAGCUUAAACAUCCGAUCGACGUAACACCUUUUCCCAUCAUCUACAAAGACAAAUUCACAAAGAUGCCCAGUUGGGACUUUGAGGAUGUUUAUAUGCAGAGCAGCGAAGCACGACGACCGGUCUGCUCCGUGUCUCACCAGAACUCUAAAGAUAAAGAGUUUCAGAAGGCUGCAAUGUGGAACAUCCAGCUUUGGUUUCACAACGGUCACCUCGAUAUGAACGAGUGGAACCGUCUAGCACACUUCAACAACCCCUUUGGGUUUAUGGAAUAUAACUAUAUGGACAUCAAAAAGGCAGUCGAUUUGAUCCCCAAGCCGAUAUACAAUCAGCUUUUACCAGUGCCCAGUGACUCACCAGACGGAUGCAUCCGCUGCGCUGUCGUUGGCACCGGUGGCAUUCUCAACGGCUCCAGAAUGGGCAAAGAGAUAGACUCUCACAAUUACGUCUUCCGAGUGAACGGAGCAGUCACGAAAGGCUUCGAGAAUGACGUGGGGAAUAAAACCUCGGUGUACGUGCACACCUCGUUCUCCUUAAGCCAGUCUCUUUUAAACCUGGAAAGUUACGGCUUCGAACGCAUUCCACAGGAUGAGGGUAUUAAAUAUGUGAUGAUCCCAGAGGGUCUUAGAGAUUUCGAGUGGCUCGAAGGCCUCCUGCUGAACAAAACAUUGACAUACGGAUCUUACAAAGGUUACAGACCAAAUACCUACUACAGCGACCGGCUCCAAAAGGAUUCCUUAUACGUUCUUCAUCCUGACUUUUUAAGAUACGUUCGGAACAGAUUCCUGCCAUCUAAAAGUCUAGAGAAGUCAUACUGGCAUAGUUACAGACCAACCAAUGGAGCUUUCACAUUGUUCUUGGCUCUUCAUACCUGCGAUAUUGUGGACGUUUACGGAUACAUAACUGCGGAUUACAGCAAAUACUCCAACAAUUAUUUUGAACAAACCAAAAAAAACAGUGUUGUUUUUUACAUCGAUCGUGACUAUGAACUGGAGAUGAAAACCUGGAAGAAGCUGCAUGAUGCUGGGAUCAUCAACCUUUAUCAAAGACAGGAACAAUGACACCUGUUCUAGAUA
Tachysurus vachellii is the source of this 1362-nucleotide messenger RNA. RefSeq names its product alpha-N-acetylgalactosaminide alpha-2,6-sialyltransferase 1-like. Lineage: Eukaryota; Metazoa; Chordata; Actinopteri; Siluriformes; Bagridae. Gene Ontology annotation, molecular function: sialyltransferase activity. The record is from RefSeq and is a predicted model, not a curated record. The coding region runs from base 40 to 1347 and encodes 435 amino acids. The transcript has 9 exons.